GGGGAUCGCCAGGAAGAACGGUGGUGAUUGUUUUGAUGCUGCUGAGAUCUAUUGGUACUAUUCCGUGCGGAAACAGUGGGCUGGUAGCCGUUUGUUAGCAGUUUACAGCCUACUACCAUCGUUUACGAAUAUGUGCAACGGUUGUGUGCAAAAAGAAUACCCGGACCGGGGCAACACCUGUCUUGAGGACGGCUCCUUCCUGAUGAACUACGCGGGCUGCGCCAGCUGCCACCAAAGGGACUUCGUGCUCAUCAGCAAUAAAGCCACAGAGGAUGAAGAUGGAGAGGAAAUAGUCACAUAUGAUCAUGUUUGUAAAAAUUGCGACCACGUCAUCGCCAGGCACGAAUAUACCUUCUCUGUUGUGGAUGAAUAUCAGGAGUACACUAUGCUCUGCAUGCUGUGUGGAAAGGCGGAGGACUCCAUCAGCGUGUUACCGGACGACCCCAGACAGUCUGCUCCUCUCUUCUAGUCUCAUCCGCCUGCAGCUCCCUUUUGAGGCCAUCACCACCACGGUCCUGCUACCAGCUCAUGACUUUCAGGGUUCCAACCGUUUUAUCAUCAGUCUAAAUUUGUAAUGCAUGUCUCAAUGUUUUUACCGUAGUUGUUGAUGUACUAUUGUUACAGCACUUGAGCCAAAAUAAUUAUAUAUAUUUUAUUAGCCCUGACAAUAUAAAACAGCAUUCUAUACUUAUAGAAUGCCAUUAUAUAAACCAGCUAUGUCAUGUAAAUAAACAUUUUUUAUGAAUAAUAAAGAAGUAAUAACAAUAAUAAAAAAUAAUAAUUUUAUCCCCUUAAUUUUUACUUCCUGGCACAUUUUUAUCAAAUCCUAAUUCAAAAUUCCAAAAUACAUGAGAGAUGUAAACCCUUUUCACUGGAAGUGUAAAAAUAAUCGUAAUCCUUUAUAAUAACACCUUUAUAUUGGUGUGGGCUCCAGCAACACCAGCCUUUUUCAGUCACUAGUUGUCAGCAGUCCUUCUCUCGGGUGUACAGGGACGUCUGUCAUUGAAAGCAGCCGCAUCAACAGAAUUUGACAAGUGCUUGUUUUAUAAGGACAUGUCACAGUCUCACUUCAGUUUCAUAAAUUCUGCCUUUGUCUUCCUAUUAUCCUUUUGAUGUCAUUAGGCCUCGAUAUGCUUUUCAUAUAAACGUCUGUCUACAUUGCUGCAAACCUACUUAAAUUAAAGCUGAGACUGGCCUUUA
This is a messenger RNA of Betta splendens (Siamese fighting fish), 1200 nucleotides long. RefSeq names its product churchill domain containing 1 (gene churc1). Gene Ontology annotation, molecular function: zinc ion binding. The record is from RefSeq and is a predicted model, not a curated record. Bases 131 to 469 code for a protein of 112 amino acids. Gene Ontology annotation, biological process: multicellular organism development; fibroblast growth factor receptor signaling pathway; positive regulation of DNA-templated transcription. NCBI's taxonomy places the organism in Eukaryota, Metazoa, Chordata, Actinopteri, Anabantiformes, Osphronemidae. The transcript has 4 exons.